Molecule: messenger RNA, 1038 nt
Organism: Miscanthus lutarioriparius
Lineage: Eukaryota; Viridiplantae; Streptophyta; Magnoliopsida; Poales; Poaceae
Source: the annotation of a GenBank genome assembly
AUGGCCGUGCCAGUAGAAUCUAGCCAAUCCAGUUGCAAUAAACCGCGGCGGCGGCGGCGGGGAGCGCUGGGGCGGACGCCGACGUGGAAGGAGCGGGAGAACAACAAGCACCGGGAGCGCCGGCGGAGGGCCAUCGCCGCCAAGAUCUUCACGGGCCUCCGCGCGCUCGGCACCUACAAGCUGCCCAAGCACUGCGACAACAACGAGGUGCUCAAGGCGCUCUGCCGCGAGGCGGGCUGGGUCGUCGAGGACGACGGCACCACCUACCGAAAGGGAUGCAAGCCGCCGCCGGGGAUGAUGAGCCCGUGCUCGUCCUCGCAGCUGCUGAGCGCGCCGUCGUCGAGCUUCCCGAGCCCGGUGCCGUCCUACCACGCCAGCCCGGCGUCAUCCAGCUUCCCGAGCCCGACGCGCCUCGACCACAGCAGCGGCAGCAACCACCACCACAACCCGGGCCCCGGCGCCGCCACCGCCACCGCCGCCGCAGCCGCGGCCGCCUCCUCCCUGCUCCCGUUCCUCCGGGGCCUGCCGAACCUGCCGCCGCUCCGCGUCUCCAGCAGCGCGCCCGUCACGCCGCCGCUCUCCUCGCCCACGGCGGCGUCGCGGCCGCCCACCAAGGUCCGCAAGCCCGACUGGGACAACACCGUCGCCGACCCGUUCCGCCACCCCUUCUUCGCGGUCUCCGCCCCCGCCAGCCCCACCCGCGUCCGCCGGAGCGAGCACCCGGACACCAUCCCCGAGUGCGACGAGUCCGACGUCUGCUCCACCGUCGACUCCGGCCGGUGGAUCAGCUUCCAGGUGGGCGCGGCGACCACGGCGCCCGCGUCGCCCACCUACAACCUCGUCAACCCGGCCGGGGGCGCGUCCGCCUCCAACUCCAUGGAGCGGGACGGGAUGGCGGCCGCGGACAUCGGCGGCAGGGGCGGCGGCCCCGCGGAGUUCGCGUUCGACAAGGGACGUGUCACGCCGUGGGAAGGCGAGCGGAUCCACGAGGUCGCCGCCGAGGAGCUCGAGCUCACGCUCGGCGUCGGCGCCAAGUGA